Messenger RNA from Portunus trituberculatus (swimming crab), 1246 nucleotides. Its product is annotated as cAMP-dependent protein kinase inhibitor gamma-like. Gene Ontology annotation, molecular function: cAMP-dependent protein kinase inhibitor activity. The record is from RefSeq and is a predicted model, not a curated record. Gene Ontology annotation, biological process: negative regulation of cAMP-dependent protein kinase activity. Bases 343 to 600 code for a protein of 85 amino acids. Gene Ontology annotation, cellular component: cytoplasm; nucleus. NCBI's taxonomy places the organism in Eukaryota, Metazoa, Arthropoda, Malacostraca, Decapoda, Portunidae. The transcript has 4 exons.
GGCCUCCGCGUGGUGAGAAGCCAGCCACUCCCCCUCCAGCCUUGUGGGAAGCUUGGUGGUGAGGCAGAGCAGUGGUGACUCGUGUUGCGGUGAGUGUAGUGCACUGGUGGCCGUGCCGGAGGCAGUGACCUUGUAGUGUGGUGCUGGUGUAGUGACCUUGCCCCGCCUGAGUCCCUGUGGUGAAGACAGGCGGACUGGCGGAUACCAAUUCAGUUAGUGUGUCCACGCCUCCUGCCCUGGACACCUAGAGCAAAGGCGGCGGGGUAGCAGCCGACCCAGAGGAGUGGUUCGUGACGUCAUGCCCACACUCCCCCAUCUUCCCACGACCUCCCAGGGUGUGGGAUGCUGUGUGUGAUGGAGGGGGAUGGAGUGGGAGAUGCCACCUCGGAGUUUAUCGCCACUGGUCGGACAGGUCGCCGCAACGCCAUGCCCGACAUACUCUCCGACCACGCCGCCACCACCACGGCUGACCUGCCCGAGGCCCUGGAUAAGCUGUCCUGCUCAGACUCUGGCGGCGCAGCCGGCGCUGUGGGUGGAGGCGCGACCGGCGGCAGCAGUGAUGGCGCCAGCACGAGUCAGGCUCAGUCUUCAGGCUCUUAAUGCUCCACCUUCACCACCACCGCCCCCUGACCUGCGAAACCUCCUCCCUUUCUAGCCCCGCCCAGCCCCGCCCCGCCCAGGGUAAUGCUGCACAGAAACGAGAGACACGGGCGGUUCACCUCCUGGCAUUACAAUUAAACUAUAGUAAUAAUACCUGUGUUUUAUUACCUGCCUCCUCAUCAGGAGCCAUCAAAGUGUGGAAUGGAGGCUGCAGGUCGCCAAGGCAUGGUUUUACCACCACCACCUGUGCCACAAACGGAACCUAAUGAUCGGGUGAUCUGUGCACGCACAAAUGUGUCGUGUGGUGGAAUGCAGCCAGUCGUUGUCUGUUAACAUGUUCAACAAAGCAACAUCCUUUAGAACCAAGCGGAGAAGUGAUGGCAAAAGUUUGGUGUCCUGCUGAGAAUGUUCCGGUUAUGGAGCAGCACCACCACGCAGCGCAGCCUCCCGGGGACACCUGGACCACGAUACAUGACCAUCUAGAUAUAGGAGUUUCUUACCUGUAGACAAUGAAUGUUUCUCUAGUUAGGUAGAGGAAAGGUAGCUUUAUUUAUUAUACUGGUACUUCAUGUCAUGCUUGUUUUCGCCAUUAUAUUGUGUUGUAUGACGGUUCUCCUCAAUAAAAGAUAAUUGCCAACGAAUUACC